Lingula anatina is the source of this 2017-nucleotide messenger RNA. RefSeq lists its product as uncharacterized. Gene Ontology annotation, molecular function: G protein-coupled receptor activity. Gene Ontology annotation, cellular component: membrane. The record is from RefSeq and is a predicted model, not a curated record. Lineage: Eukaryota; Metazoa; Brachiopoda; Lingulata; Lingulida; Lingulidae. Gene Ontology annotation, biological process: cell surface receptor signaling pathway; G protein-coupled receptor signaling pathway.
GUUUUAGUAACAAUGAGAACGGCAUUUCAGAAUUAACACCUGGCAAUUUCAAAUGGCAUGUUCGAGGAAAUGCACAUAAAUAAAUUCAAGCGCUGGAAAUUAUCACAUUGAGAGGCUUUGGAAACGGAUCAUUCAUUCGACAAACACUGCUUGUCGGUAAAAGAAUGAGGCAAAAACCAAAAUGUUGGAAAUGCCAUCCGCAUAUGCUUAUAAAUUGCACAUGCCUCAACUGCUUAAUGAUAACUAGAGGUAAAGUAACCUAUUUGCUGGAAACCCGCUAAGAUAGCUUUUUUGUAUUCAAUCAAUCGAUGCAAAAGCUGACAAAGGCAUGUGUGACCCGCAACUUGCAUUAUUAUCGGAGGCAAAUUUGCCUUUAAGUGGUAAUCAGUUCAUUUAUAUGUGCACUAACUGAAUAAAAGAAAUCUCGAUAACUAUGCACAGUAUUAUAGCAAUUGAUUUUGCAUCUACAAGACUUAAAAGAUAGGCUAUUCACCAAAAACUUCAAAGUUAUCGUUUUAUUUGUGCUUUAAAAUACAGAGAAGCCAAUGCUACUUUUAAGUAUGUUUCCAGAGUCGGGCUGUCGCACUUGUAGGCAUCUUGCAAUUACAAUAGCAUGUAUAACGACAUUUUUGGCGCAAUGUAGUCCUCAAAUUUCUGCAAACAACUAUAGCUAUGCGUCGCUUCCCGCUAACGAGUGGGUAUGCGAAGCUACAUCGAGAACAUACGCCAGACUGGUGUGUCGUUUGGACUGGACAUGUCAACUGUCGCCAUAUCGCGACUGCUGUCAGGACCUCGAAGGGCAAAAUGACACUGAAAUGCUACUGGAUAGCCAUCGCUCGUUAUUGACAGAGCGGGUGACAGCAGAUUGGAAAACGGACGUGACGCCAUUGGUGACAAAGGGUUUGGACCCCCGGUUAGAAACUGUCCCGACACCAUCAGGGGAUGAUGUAAUCAGACAAACCGCGUACCUUUCUCGUUGCAUCCCCACUCGAAGAAAAAAGGCAGGGAGAAUUGAGCGCUGGGAUCAAAAGAAGGCGUGGCACAUAAAUCGUUGUAUGAACGAGACUCACAAAUUUCAUGAACACUGUACGAUGUUACCUGCUGUCAAUGCGCCUUGGUCGAUUUUACCCGUGUCACAUAAACCGACGGGGUUGACAUACUCAAAUAUAUAUUGCGGCCUUUGCAAUGGACGGACAAUACAAGAACUAUCAGUAUGGUCCCCCUUCGUCCACUGCCAAGGGUCGCCGUCAGAUUUUCUCUCGGGGCAGUCUCUUGAUACUCUUGCAAACGUCUGGAACUCGUCAGUUUGCUCUGUUCGCUUCAGAGAAGAAAACGCCCUGUGGCUGAGGCAGUGUUGGGAUAAGGAAGAUUUCACAAGCACGUGUGUUGACCAGGAGUUGGAAUCAGUGUGCAGUAUUUUGGAGUCCGACGAUGGUGAUACGUUCAGUAAAAUGGCAAUGUCCCGUCCUGUGGAAAUCGCGACAUAUUUUCCUUCUGCGUUAAUGAGAACGUAUCUUGAUCCCCGCUGCCUGGUUUGCGAAGAGAAUAUCAGUAUGACAUUCGUUUUCUACGGCUGUUCCGCACCAGACAUCCACGAAACCAAUGAGAGCACGAAGGGCAACUUGGAAUUUUCGGCCUCUUUGACUGUGACUAUGGGUGAACUCAUGGGAUUGGUGGCAAUGGGCAAAUACAACAAUACAUCCUGCAAGGAUGUGUACGAUAAAAAUAACAAGACAUUUCAGACCCAAUGCGAUGACAUGAAGUGCUCCAAUGGCAGUAAUGCAGCUAUGAACACUUGCCACCAAGUAUUUCACGACUUCACAGCUAUAACAAUUUGGAAAGUCCUGACGCUGCAGAUCUAUGGAGACUGUUCUAACAAGUCGGAAAAUGUGGUACAUAAUAAACUACCCGCUGUACUGAACGACAACAUGGAGAAUGCCAAAGAUACACAUCCAGGGAAAUCUCAAUUUGUCAAGGCUCAGUGCAUAAAAAGAUGGAGAAGAUGAACCAAAAAUGU